Messenger RNA from Melitaea cinxia (Glanville fritillary), 3753 nucleotides. Its product is annotated as heparan-alpha-glucosaminide N-acetyltransferase-like. Bases 151 to 1869 code for a protein of 572 amino acids. NCBI's taxonomy places the organism in Eukaryota, Metazoa, Arthropoda, Insecta, Lepidoptera, Nymphalidae. The record is from RefSeq and is a predicted model, not a curated record. The transcript is spliced from 10 exons.
UUGUCAGUACUUCUAUUCCUUGUUUGACAUUUUCUGGUGAUUCAGAAUUUGCGUUGUCAGUUUCCUAAAAUUUUGUUUUUGCAAUUUUGCAAGUGCAUUGUUUAUUGUGUGAUGUUUUAUUAUUCUGAGAUCUAAUGUGACGAUAUCAAAAUGGUCGGAAAUUUCGAAAAUAUUGGUUCUUUUAUACGCAACUGCAAUGGAAUCAAAUUGAAAUACGACCAAGCUUGUUUGGAGAUUGUAACAAAUGAAACUGUUUCGUUUUGGAGCCAAUAUGAGGAGUGUGAGGAUUGCAUGUUACUGGAGACAGAGAAAAUACCAUUUACAAAGGCUAUAGUGCUAAACACGAUAAGUCCUCUGCGUUAUGCUAUAAGAAAUCGAAACGGACAAAUUUGCAACGGAACAUAUGAAUUCGGUGAGUUCGGCCAGUACAGCAUCAACGUGACUGAUGUGACCAAGGAUGAGUGUCUUCCACGUAUGACAGCUGAGCCUGAUGCUGCUUACUUACCGUUACUGACAGCGGUUGUAGUACUACUGUCUAUGGCGACGCUGUGGUAUAUCGUGAAGGGUAUAGGCAAGCGUGUCGUUGCUGGAAGGUUUUAUGCCAGAUAUUUUGCAAGAGAAGACAACGAGCUAGGUUCUGAAACUCGCGUCCUGACGACGGAAGCCAGCGUUCCUCGAUCACCGACUAGGUCGCGCUUGCGAUCGCUCGAUAUAUUCAGGGGAUUCGCCAUUGCUCUCAUGAUCUUCGUAAAUGCUGGCGGCGGUGGAUAUGGCGUUUUCUCCCAUUCUACAUGGAACGGUUUGACUGUGGCCGAUGUGGUUUUCCCAUGGUUCGCGUUCGCCAUGGGCGAAGCUUUGGUGUUAUCUCUUAACGCAAGACUUAGGACUUCCAUGCCGCGAUUGACUGCUUUCGCACAGGUCGCUCGUAGAUCCCUAUUACUAUCCCUGAUAGGCAUCUGCCUCAGCUCAGUGGGUGUAUCUUGGUACAAUGUCAGGUUCCCUGGAGUGUUGCAACGCCUGGCAGCAAUGUACUUUAUUGUUGGUUCGCUUGAGUGUGCCUUUAUGAGGACCAGUCAGAAUAUUACACCAGGUCGUUCCCUGUUCCGUGACAUAGCCGCUGGCUGGCAACAGUUGCUAGCGACAAUCCUCAUCGUUGCAAUACAGGUGACGAUAACCCUGACGGUAGCUGCACCAGGCUGUCCAGUUGGGUAUUCCGGCCCUGGGGGACUCCAUCGUACUGCAUUGGGAGAUUUCUCACUGCAAAACUGUACAGGAGGUAUCGCAGGGUAUAUUGAUAGAUUCAUCUUAGGUCAGUCUCACCUAUACAGUCACGGUACUUUCCGCAAGAUCUACCAGACUGUACUGCCCCAUGACCCCGAAGGUAUCCUGGGCAUACUGUCUGGAGUGUUAGUAGUUCAGGCCGGGGCACAUACUACUAGAAUCAUGCUGGCUUACAACCAUGCCAGAGCACGUAUAAUGCGUUGGAUAUUCUGGUCGAUAAUCUUCGGAGUCUCCGGUGGGGCUCUAUCAAUGUUCUCAAAGAACGGGGGGGUCAUGCCAAUCAAUAAGAACCUGUGGUCGCUCUCCUACUGCCUUGUAACAUCGUCUAUGGCACUCUUCAUACAAGCCGUUCUAUACUUCCUGGUUGAUUUGAAGACUAAGUGGGGAGGGCGGCCUUUAUACUAUGCUGGUCAAAACGCCCUUUUCCUGUACAUUGGUAGCGAGCUCCUCAAGAAACAUUUCCCGCUGUAUAUCCACAUGAUGGCUCCGACCCACUCAUCUUUACUGGCAUCCCACGCAUUAGCCGCUUUACUCUGGCUGGCUGUGGGGGUGGCAUUACACAGGCGAAGAGUCUUCAUCACCAUAUAAUACGGCCUAUAAAUGUAAUGACACUCAUCUGAAAGAAAGAAACUGCUGCUUUCAUCAACUGUUAUGAUGACAUUAGAAUAAAUUGGUCUAACGAACGACUAUUAUUGAUCGUUAGUUAAUUGAUAUUACUAUUAAAAAUAUAUUAUGUAAAAGUUUCUCCUUGGUGCUGUUUAGAGAAAGAAAAAAAAAAUGGUCCACUAAACAACAUUGAGUAAAAUCACCAAGUUACGUCUUUGUUAUAUUUGCAACUCAAAAUAAAUGGGUCUAUUGAAAUGAUUAGUAAACAUUAUUUCAUAAAGAUAUUGUGUAACAGUUUUUCUUUAGUGCUGUCUAAAUAAAUGGGGCACUUGUGAAAAUGGUCAAAUCUAAUUAGCUGUGUUAUCAUCAUUGAGUCAGUCUACCAAAUUACACCACACACAAUUAUUGUGAUGGAUGUUAUUUUAUUAAUAAUUCGUGUAAAUAGUUUCUCGUUAGUGCUCUUUAGGAAAAGGAUAGAAAAAAAAAUGGGGCACUUAUUGAAAAUGAUCAAAUCAUCAAAAAUGGUGUUACCAAAAUUUAAGUAAAAUUACCAAAUUACGCCUUGUUUAAAUUUACAACCCUAAGAGCCCGUUUCAUUAUAUAAUUAAUAAAGUACACGUUUUAGAUACAUGUUUGUGAAUAGCAAUAUCUGAUAAAUACAGUGAAAUUCGAUGCUGAAAAAUAAUAACACAAAAACUUUUAUUUUUUCGAUAUCGUCAUCCAUCAAAUAGUGUUGUUAUCCAUAACUGGCGAAACAGGCCUAAUUGAUAUUAAUUUAUUAGUAUUUCUUUUUUUUUAUAUUCGUAUAUAUUAAUAUUUCUUGAACUUUCUCGCUAGUGAUGUUUGGGGAAUGGGGCAUUUGCUGAAAUUUGUCAAAUCUUUAAAUAAAUUAAUGGAUGGUUUUUUUUUUUUGUUAUUGUCUCAAACGUACGACUGUAACGAACUGUUAAGAAUUAAAAAUAAGUCUAAUGCCUUGAAAUAACUCUCAUUUUAGCAUAACAACUUCCUUUUCGUUUUUAAAUUAACAGCAAAGGAUUAAAAUCGUUAUUGACUCCAUCCAGUUUGAAUAAUUGUUAUUUUUUUAACAAUAUUUAAUAUAUCCUGUUUGACCGGCUAUACACAUCAUUAUAAAUCAAUUACGCCUUUAUUGACCUAUUUAAUAUUGUUUUAGUUACUAACUUCAGUAGAUUUAGUUAAGUACAGAGAAUUAAUCUUUAUUCUCCAAUAAUAACACACCUUAACACAGUGAUUAACGUAAUAAUUUUGAGCCGAGACGAUCAAUUUGUUAAGAAUUACGACACAGAUGAACAGAGGACUUUAGUGUGUGAAGUGUGUGUCAGCUCCAAAACACAACUGGAGUUUUAAUCCUUAAAUGAUUACCAAUGAUAUUUAAAAAUAUAUUUACAUCUUUCUCGAACAUCGGGAUAUUGCGCGGUAAAACGUCGAUCAGGGCAGGCCGUGUCAGGUGUCACUGUUUAGUAUUACUCUUUCACUAUUUCACUCCUCAUAUUUUUUCAUACCACGGACCUCUUAUUGUCUCCUAAGUAAUAAAAAAAGAACGCAAAACAAGAGCCUUAAUAGAUUAUAAGGACAGUUUAAAUUGGUCGUCUCAACGUUGUAAAAUAGUUUUAAAUAAUUCUAUAAUAUUAAGUAAACUAUAAAUUGUUAUCAGAUGUUUAUUAGUAUUUAAAAAAAAUUGUACUCAUUUUAGGGUAAAAUUCCUAAGAAUAAAUAUUCUAUAAAUAAUUUGUGAGUGUCAAUUUAUAUGCAAUACACGAAAGUUUAUAAAUUAAGUUGUUGUUUUAAAUGCUACAUUGAAAAUACAUCAUUAUUCAUUUCAUAAUAAAGAUUUUAGUGGAAUUUUUA